UGGCGUUGUACCUGAAAGUUGGUUCUAGUGGACAUUAAAAUAUUUUAUUUUUGUACAUUUGUAUUUUUUAAUGUUGAAAUAUGAGUUCUAGAAGAUGGUUUUGGCCCACUAUCAGUGGGAUCGAAGCUGAAAAACUGUUAAUGGAAAGAGGGGUGGAUUGUAGUUUUUUAGCUCGACCUAGUUCCUCAAAUCCCGGCGACUUUACGUUAUCUGUAAGGAGAAAUGGGGAGGUCACGCACAUCAAGAUUCAAAACUCUGGCGAUUUCUAUGAUUUGUAUGGAGGGGAGAAAUUUGCUACCCUCUCGGAAUUAGUCCAGUACUACAUGGAAAAGCAGGGUCAAUUGAAAGAGAAGAAUGGAGAAAUUAUCGAGCUAAAGUAUCCUUUGAAUUGUGCUGAUCCGACUACAGAAAGAUGGUUUCAUGGACACUUAUCUGCGAAGGAAGCGGAGAAACUAAUUUUAGAUAGGGGAAAGAAUGGCAGUUUUUUAGUCAGAGAGAGCCAAUCGAAACCUGGGGAUUUUGUUCUUUCUGUUCGAACAGAUGAUAAAGUCACCCACGUUAUGAUCAGAUGCACACCGGAUAAUAGAUAUGAUGUAGGGGGUGGCGACCAAUUCAGUAGUUUGGCCGAUUUAAUAGAACACUACAAAAAGAACCCCAUGGUUGAGACUUCCGGCACUGUUGUUCACCUAAAACAACCCUUCAAUGCCACCAGAAUCAAUGCCUCUGGAAUACAUUCCAGGGUUAAACAACUUCAGAGCGAAAAUGGGCCCAACAGUUUUGGAAAGGCUGGUUUCUGGGAAGAGUUUGAAUCACUGCAACAACAGGAGUUCAAACAUUUGUAUCAACGGAAAGAGGGUAUUAAACCGGAAAAUAGGAACAAAAACAGAUACAAAAAUAUCCUACCCUUCGACGAUACCCGAGUGAAGUUAAAAGAUGUGGAUCCCACCAUCGCCGGAUCCGAUUACAUAAAUGCGAAUUACAUCAGGUGGAAGGCGGAUGAGACCAUAGGCACCGAAUUGGGGAGCGAUCCUAGCGGCAAGGUCUACAUAGCCACUCAGGGCUGCCUUCCUUCGACUAUCGCAGACUUCUGGCAGAUGGUCUGGCAGGAAAACUGUAGGGUUAUCGUUAUGACUACCAAAGAAACGGAGAGAGGAAAAAACAAGUGUGCUAGGUACUGGCCCGAACAGAGCUGCAGCUGCAGUUACGGUAAAAUCAGAGUUAAGAAUCUGACCUCGUCGUCUACUCAGCACUACACCUUGAGGGAGUUCUUGGUGACACAUGACGGAUCGAAUUGUGAGAGAAAAGUCUAUCACUACCAUUUUCAGGCUUGGCCCGACCACGGCGUCCCGUCUGACCCGGGCUGCGUUCUGAACUUCCUGCACGAGGUGAACAAGAGGCAGGAGUGCAUCCAGCAAGAGACGCCCCUUCAACCCCCCGGCGCAAUCUUGGUGCAUUGUUCUGCCGGUAUCGGAAGAACUGGCACCUUCAUAGUCAUAGACAUGAUUUUGGACCAACUGAAAAAGAAUGGACUAGACUGUGAAAUCGACAUCCAACGCACAAUCCAAAUGGUCAGAUCCCAACGUUCGGGAAUGGUCCAGACUGAAGCACAAUACAAGUUCGUUUACUUAGCGGUGCAACAUCAUAUAGAAACUAUUACUGAAAGAAUGAAGGCUGAUCAAAAAUCUAUGCAACUGGGCAGAGAAUAUACUAACAUUAGAUAUAGUAGUGACAUAGGAAACAGCUGUAUGUCCCCCACGGCAACGAGUGGUUUCGGAAGUAUGUCUUCCAUGAGCAGUAGGUCCAACAGUAUACAUUUCCCAGCAUCGUGUCCUAGCCCGAUCGUGAGGCCAGAUCCAAAAAAACCCUCAAGGCCCGAAAUUCCACUACCAAGACCUCCCGAUGAUCUGGUGAAACCCACACUGUAUGAGAACAUUCCUGGGAACUCUAGUUCUUUAAUGUGUCCUGCGCCACCGCCCCCGCCGAGAAAGCAGACGUGACGCAAAAAAUUCCUAUUCCAAACCUACUUCAUGUACCUUCUCAUUGUGCUGUAGAGUCGAACUUCAGAUGUUGUUGAAUUAAAAGUAUAUCGAUGCCUAGUAAUUAUCUCUACAACGGUGCUCUUUACUCACUUGACAUUGUGUUUCUAGAGGUUAUUUGUCACUGUAUGUCAUUAAACGGGUUAAAAGUCAAUAUCGAAAACGGGACUUUUCUUUCGCUGUGAGGCUGAUUUUUCGCACGAGUUUUAAUGAGUUUGGAAACGUAUGCCACUUUAUUCUAGGUUACACUUGACUUUUAACUUUCGUUAAUGGGUUCUGUCAAAUGAGUAAAUUUAACUAUUUUUGGAAUUAUUAUCCAUGAAAUGCAUUGGAUUACCACAGAGUCUAUCCUAUAGGUAAUAUAUUGAAAAAUGUGAUAGAAAAAUGAUACAGAUGAAGGUACAGUUUUAAAUGUGUUUUACGUAUGUACGCCGAGGAACAGAAGAUUUUUUUCUUUUCGAAAUGGAUUAAUAAGAUAGCAACAAUCUUAGUGCAAAAAAAUUGAAAAUUUAUUUAUUUAUUUAGUACACGACAAUAACGAUAAUAUAUAUUUUUAUUUAGCAAAAACUGUUUGUUAUCUUGUAACGGGAUUUUCGAGGGACUUAAGGAUUUGAUUGUAUUAAAAACGUCUUCUGUUGGUCUGGCGUUCGUUUCAAAGUAUUUGAAUUUUGUGGCACAAAACGUAUUUAUUGUUUUUAAUAUUUUUAUCGUUAGUAUUUUGCCAUGCACUUUAAAUUCUGCUUUAAUGGAAGUCAUAUUUUGUAUUGAAUGCAAUUGUUAAAGCUACCGUCGGACACAGUUGUUUUGCCUAGUAUGUUCCACAUUGCAAGCAGUCGGAGUGCAUUGAAUGUAUUUUUAAUACGGAGAUUUGUGUCCGACGUUUGUUUAGAUCUGGCUUGAGUGUUUUUCCAAAGACGAAACUGUUAAGAUGUAAGUUUGAGUUGUGGCCAAUAUUUCAGCUCAGAAGUGAUGUAAAGUCGUGAUUUUAUAUAUAUUUUUAGGUAAAUUUGUGUAUUUUUAUAUAUUUGCUAAAUUAUUAAUUUAUAUAAACGAGUUAUUAUGUUACAAAAAUGUAAAUCGUUUUUAGUUCUCUUGUACAAAAUAUGUUUUUACCAGCCAGGUUGUUAUUACCUGUUAAAUUGCAUUAUUUGUAAAAUAAUUUUAAAGUGGCAUAUUUCUGCAUAAAUUAUAUCGGUGCUAAUUAUUAUGCUUACUUUCAGUGUUGUUUAUAUUCACUUGCAUUUUAUAAAGAUGUAAAGAUUUUUGUCAAUUUAUCUGUUAAAUAUAUAAAUAUAAAUGA
Molecule: messenger RNA, 3336 nt
Organism: Anoplophora glabripennis (Asian longhorned beetle)
Lineage: Eukaryota; Metazoa; Arthropoda; Insecta; Coleoptera; Cerambycidae
Product: tyrosine-protein phosphatase corkscrew
Exons: 11
Coding region: 81-1997 (638 amino acids)
Biological process (GO): protein dephosphorylation
Molecular function (GO): protein tyrosine phosphatase activity
Source: RefSeq, a predicted model, not a curated record